AUGAAUCCUUCGACGUUUCAUGCCUUGGUUACGGCGCUGGUGGUCGCGUUACUGCCUGACAAGGCAUUCGUGGCAUCCCCUGACUGUGCGCUCGAGACAAACACGGUGAUGUUCGACUCGGCUGAUCUGGCAUGGAAAACGUCGUGUGCCAUGCUGACACUAGCCGACUGCCUGUUCUUCCACGAAUCAACGCAACAGUGUCCUUGCACUUGCCAGGUGCUGAGGGCAGAGGGCAGAUUGCUGGUCAAGGACCUGCCGCGGGACUUCGCCAUUGAAUAUUACAAGAAAAUGUACCCUGUUUAUGUUGGUCUGCCAAACACAACAGCCGAAUACCUGGAGAUUGAGACUGAGGAUGGAAAGCAGAUAUCGCUGACCGCCAAACAUCUCAUUUAUCGCACCAACUGCAAGAUCCUCAGGCAACGCUCCGUCGUUGCCGAACAAGUCAUGGUCGGGGACUGCGUGCUAAUCGUACACGACAACCAGUUUAAGGGGUCUCGAGUCCGCAAGAUCAACAGAGUGCAGAAGACGGGCAUCUACUCGCCGGUAACCGAAACGGGUAGCCUUGUGGUGAACGACGUGCUGGCUUCGUGCUACAGUACUCUCGAAAACGAGUCAAUCCAAAAGCUGCUAUACAAGGGCAUGGAACCUGAGAUCGACAACAUAUGGGAACACAUAAGGCGCAGCUUGAACGACUGA
Molecule: messenger RNA, 696 nt
Organism: Soboliphyme baturini
Lineage: Eukaryota; Metazoa; Nematoda; Enoplea; Dioctophymatida; Soboliphymatidae
Source: the annotation of a GenBank genome assembly